GCAGGGCCUUCCUACAUGCGCUAAAUUUUAUAAAAAAUUUUAUAAUCGCACGAAAAUAUAAAAAUUAGAGAAUUAGAUAUUUAUUGAGUGAAGUAUAAUUAAACUUAAAAGAAUUUUUGGCCAAGGUGCCAUUGUAAGUUGAUAAACUUUUCGUCAUAACUUCGGAAAUUUAGUUUAAAAACAGAAAACCAUGACGCAGUUUCUGCCACCAAAUUUACUCGCUUUAUUUGCUGCUCGAGAUCCAAUUCCUUAUCUUCCACCACCAGAUAAGCUUCCACAUGAGAAAAAAACUAGAGGAUAUACUGGAGUUGGUGCCUUCCUCAGUGGUUUUGAGGAUCCUAAAGAUACACCACCUCCAACAAGGGUUGAAACGAAAGAAGAGCGUCUGGAAAGACGACGUCGGGAAAAAGCGGAACAAGUAGCUUACAAGUUAGAACGUGAAAUUGCUUUAUGGGAUCCAAAUGGUAUUGAAAACUUAACUGAAGAUCCAUUCAAAACGUUAUUUGUUGCACGCUUUAAUUACGAUACCUCCGAAUCAAAACUUCGUCGUGAAUUUGAGAUGUAUGGACCGAUUAAAAAAAUUAUAAUGAUUCAGGAUGUCGACUCAGGAAAGCCUAGAGGAUACGCAUUUAUUGAGUACGAACAUGAACGUGACAUGCACUCUGCUUAUAAACACGCUGAUGGUAAGAAAAUAGAUGGCAAAAGGGUGUUGGUCGAUGUGGAGCGGGCUCGAACGGUAAAAGGUUGGUUGCCAAGACGUUUAGGGGGAGGAUUAGGUGGAACACGUCGUGGUGGACCGGAAGUCAAUAUUAAACAUUCAGGACGUGAAGACAACGUUCGUGAAAAGGAACGUUACCGUUUGGAGCGAGAGCGUGAAGAUCGUCGUGGUGUUGAAGAGCGGCGUGGUGAUCGAUUUGAAAGACGACGUACAAGAUCGAGAGAAAAGAGUAAGAGCCGUACCCGUCGAUCACGCUCUAAAGAAAGAAGAAGACGAAAAUCACCUGAAGAAGAUUUCGAUCGUUAUGAAAGACGCGGAAAGUCUCGUGAGAAAGAAAGAAAGCGCAGACGAUCUCGUUCAAAAGACAGAGAUCGUUCGGAACGUAAGAGAGAUAAACGUGAUCGCUCAAGAUCUCGUGAUAAAGAUCGGGAAAGAAAACGCGACAAAGAGAGAAAGGAACGUAAACCAGAAUUUGACAUCAAAAUUAAAGAAGAACCAAUUGACGAUUAUCCCGAUUAUAGUCAACAAGAUUACUCACAGUACGCUGGACAAGUUAAGUAUGAAAGUGGCGACGAACAGAAAUAUCGACCAUCGGAACAGGGUAAUGGGAGCUACGAAUAUCGCCAAGAAUACUAGUAAAGUAGAUUUAAUCCCUUCCUUCAUUUUAUUUUUUUUCGUCUCAACUUUCCGACAACAAAAAAAGAUUUAAAUUGUCGUUCGUCGAAAAUAAUUUUCUUUUAAAUUCUCUUCGUAAGUUGUAAGUAAUUUGUAAGUAUUUCAAUUCCUUCUCAUAUUAAAAAUGGGUUACACUUCAAUACUUUCUUCUGUCGAUAUCGAAAUCGAUUUGUUUUUAUCCUCGAUAUUCCAAGAUUUUCAUGGAGCAUUUGCCUAAUAACUUUCACAGGAAAUUCAAAACUGUUUGUACGAUUUAUAAAUUUAAAAACUGCUUAGAACUGAAAUAAAUUUACUUGAGAAAUAAAAUAUUAAUUUGUUGUUACUGUUAUUGUUAAAAUAACUUGACUGUCCCCACCCACAACUUCAUGAUAAAUAAAAUUGAAUCUUCAAAC
Molecule: messenger RNA, 1785 nt
Organism: Clunio marinus
Lineage: Eukaryota; Metazoa; Arthropoda; Insecta; Diptera; Chironomidae
Source: the annotation of a GenBank genome assembly